Molecule: messenger RNA, 3120 nt
Organism: Trichoderma breve
Lineage: Eukaryota; Fungi; Ascomycota; Sordariomycetes; Hypocreales; Hypocreaceae
Exons: 1
Coding region: 1-3120 (1039 amino acids)
Source: RefSeq, a predicted model, not a curated record
AUGAAGGGCGCCUUUGUUGUUGGCGCCAUCGCCAUUGGCGCGGCCAAUGCUACGCAUUACCCCGACUGCGAGCAGAACAACUGCUAUCGCAACCUGAUCGAUGAACGCUUCAGCGCCGAAGCCACUGGCGCCUGCUUCAGCUGGCUCGCCGGCACCACUACAGCCAACGCGGCUAUCCCCACAGACUACGCCAACUGCCCCGACUACGUCGCUUUCAGCUCUGCCUGCUCUUGCGUCACUUACACGGCCACACACACUGCCGGCGGCGCUGCUCCUACUUCCCAGCCUGCCUACCCUACUCCUCCGGCUGCCGGCUCUUCAAGCAACGCCUACCCCGUUCCCCCGGCCAGCACACCCACGAACGCUUACCCCGUUCCUCCCGCCAGCUCUUCGAACGCUUACCCCGUUCCCCCGGCUCAGACUACUCCCGUUGUCUACCCUACUCCUCCUUCUCAGCCUACUGGUGGCAAGCCCGGCAAGCCUGGCAAGCCUGGCAACGGUGGCGAUGAGGACUGCGAUGAGACCAAGACUCACCCCGGCAAGCCUCAGUCUACUCCCAGCUACCCCGGCGGCCCUGGUAACCCCGGCCACCCUGGAAAGCCUCAGACCUCUCCUGUCGUCUACCCUACUCCUCCUUCUCACCCUGGCGGUCCUGGCGGUCCCGGCAAGCCUCACUCCAGCAGCGAGGACUGCGAUGAGACCAAGACUCACCCCGGCAAGCCUCACUCAACUCCCAGCUACCCCGGAAAUCCUGGCCACCCUGGCCACCCCGGUCACUCCGAGACUGCUCCCGGAUAUCCUGUUCCUCCUGCUUCAACCUCCGGUGGCCAGCUUCCCGUCACCACCGGCCCUGCUGCUUCCGAGACUGUGAUUGUUCCUACUGGCCCUGCCGGCACUGACACCGUUGUUGUUCCCACUGGCCCUGCCGGUACCGACACCGUUGUCGUUCCUACCGGACCUGCUGAGACCGAGACCUCUCCUGUCUACCCUACUCCUCCGGCUGAGACCUCUGGCGGUUCUUCUCCCGUCACCACCGGCCCUGCUGUCCCUACCGGCCCUGCCGGCACUGAGACUGCUCCUGCUGGUACCGAGACCGCCGUUGUCCCUACUGGCCCUGCCGGUACUGACACCGUUGUCGUUCCUACCGGACCUGCUGAGACCGAGACCUCUCCUGUCUACCCCACUCCUCCUGCUGAGACCUCUGGCGGCUCUUCUCCCGUUACCACUGGCCCUGCUGUCCCUACCGGCCCUGCCGGCACUGAGACUGCUCCUGCUGGCACCGAGACCACUGUUGUCCCUACUGGCCCUGCUGGUACCGAGACCGCUCCCGCUGGUACUGAGACCGCUCCUGCUGGCACCGAGACUGGUGUUGUUCCCACCGGCCCUGCUACUGAGACCAUCCCCGUCUACCCCACUCCUCCGGCUGAGACCUCCGGCGGCUCUUCUCCUGUGACCACCGGCCCUGCUGGCACCACCGAGACUGCUGUUGUCCCUACCGGUCCCGCUGGCACUGAGACUGCUCCUGCCGGUACCGAGACUGCUCCCGCCGGCACUGAGACCGCCCCUGCUGGUACCGAGACCGCUCCCGCUGGCACUGAGACUGGCGUUGUUCCCACUGGCCCUGCUACUGAGACCAUCCCCGUUUACCCUACUCCUCCCGCCGAGACCUCCGGUGGUCAGCUUCCCGUCACCACCGGCCCUGCUGGUACCGAGACUGGCGCUGUCCCUACUGGUACUGAGACUGCUCCCGCUGGCACCGAGACUGGUGUUGUUCCUACUGGCCCUGCCGGCACUGAGACCGCUCCCGCUGGUACUGAGACCGGUGUUGUCCCCACUGGCCCUGCCGAGACUGAGACUAUCCCCGUCUACCCUACUCCUCCGGCUGAGACUUCCGGCGGUUCUUCUCCUGUCACCACCGGCCCUGCUGGUCCUGACACCACCGCUCCUCCCCAGUACAGCACCUCUACCAUCUUCACCACCACGGUCCGCACCAUCACUCAGUGCCCUCCUGAGGUCACCAACUGCCCCACUCGUCCUAAGACUGUGACCGAUACCAUUGCCAUCUCCACCACCAUCUGCCCUAUCACUGCUGCCGAGGGAAAGACCUCUACCGCUCUUGUCUACCCUACCCCCCCUGCCAACUCUGGUUCCGGCUCUUCUCCUUCCGGCCCUGCUGGUGGUGCUCCUCCUGCUCAGAGCUCUGGAUCUGGUUCUUCUCCUUCCGGCCCUGCUGGUGGUGCUCCUCCCGCUGGCUCUGGUUACCCCACUGGUCCUGCUGGCGGUGCUCCUCCUGCUCAGACCUCUGGUGGCUCUUCUCCCGUCACCACUGGCGCUCCUCAGUACAGCACCUCCACCAUCUACACCACCACGGUCCGCACUAUUACUCAGUGCCCUCCUGAGGUCACCAACUGCCCGACUCGCCCCAAGACUGUGACUGACACCAUUGCCAUCUCCACCACCAUCUGCCCUGUCACCGCCACCGAGAAGACUCCCGGCCAGCCUGGUUACACUGCUCCUGGUGCCCCUGGUGCCCCCGGUAGCCCCGUCUACACUGCUCCUGGUGCCGAGCCUACCACCACCACCACCGCCACCUCCUACAUCACCCAGACCUUCACCGUCACCCGAUGCCCUCCUGGAACUCCCAACUGCCCCGUUGGCAGCGUCACCACCACGGUCUACCCCAACGGCCCCAACGGUCCUUCUGAGAUCCCCACUCUUGUUUCUCAGACCGUGCCCGCCUACACUCCUCCUGCGGUCACCCCUGUUGCUCCCAGCGCUCCCGUUGUUCCCGUUGCUCCCAGCGCUCCCGCCAGCGUUCCUCCGGUUGUCAUCGCUCCUCCUCCCGCGUCUUCUGCCGCUGCUGUCACCCCCGUGGUUCCUCCUUAUGCUCCUCCUCCCGUUGGAACUGCUCCCGUUGUUCCUCCUCCCGUUGGAACCGCCCCGGCCGGAUCCCCAGUCUACACUCCUCCGGCUAACCCCCCUGCUCCUGCCGGCACCAACCCUGCUGGUCCCCCAGCUGGUGGCAACCCCGGCUCAGGCAUUCCCCCCGUCAACAGUGCUGGCCGUGUUGGUGGCAGCCUUUUCGCUGCUAUCGCUGCCGCUGCAGUCUUCCUUUUGUAA